AUGAAAGAGAUUUAUCUCUCCAAAGGAAGUGGAUUUGACAAGACAAGUUUCUAUGAUCUCUUUUCUCAGUUUGGCUUGAAAACAAUGUUCUCUACCCCUCUCAAGGGACCACACAGCCAAAGGAGACGGGUUAUCGCUGAUCGCUACGCAAAUACGAAUAUCAACCGUGAAGCCUCUCUCCAAGGUAUACAGAAGAGAUCACAAAAUUUCAUCGCACGAUGUAAAGAGGCCCCGAAGCAGCAGCUUGAUAUCUAUAUGUAUCUUCAUUGCUACGCUUUCGACUGCGUUACGCAUCAUUUGUUCCACCCUCACGGCAGUGAUUCAAUUCUGAACGCUGAGGAUGAGAAGACUUUGCAUGAGACGGUGUUUGACAACAGCCUAGUCAGACGGCUCAUGAACUAUUACCACCCUACUCUUGGUAGUCUUGCUGGUAAAAUGGGUCUGUUUGGUAAGUCCCGCGGCAUCCCUCGCGCCAUAGAAUUUGUGCUCAACGGGGUGAAGAAAGGUGGGGUUGCUGAUUUCACCCUCGUGAGCCGCAUGCAAGAAGAGAAGUUUGGUAUGGACAGUACUGUCAUUGCUUCAGAAUGCAUGGAUCACAUGCUGGCUGGCAUCGAAACCACGGGUGAUGCACUUUGCUUCUUGAUGUGGCAGAUCUCUCAGCCGGGCUAUGAGUCCACUCAGGAGAAGCUUCGAGAUGAAUUCAGCGAAAACCCAGACGUUCCUUUGGACCAAUUGCCAUAUCUGGAAGCAGUUGUCAAAGAAGGACUGCGAGUGUUCCCAUCAAUUCCCAUGAGCUUACCUAGAUGCGUCCCCGCAGGAGGCGCAACAGUCGAUGAUCAUUGGCUUCCAGGCGGCACCAUUGUCAGCUGUCAGCCUUACUCAAUGCAUAGAAUGGAUGAGGAAGUGUUUCCUAACCCAGAUGACUUUGAGCCCCAGAGGUGGUUGGAGGAGAAGGGUUCGGCUGAGCGGAACCGACUGUUCUUCGCUUUCUCGAAUGGUGGACGGGCGUGCAUCGGCAGACAUCAUCAAGAUGCUGAGCAAAGAUGGUCUUCAACACACUCAGAAGUACCUCCACCGACUUCGGGAGACGACAAAAGGACAAGCAUCAACCACGCUACUGAGAAUCACGAGCAGACUGGAGAUCAACCGAUUAUUUCUGAAUUGCCGUCUGUGCCGAACCACGAAAGCCAUGCUGUAUCGUCACAAACUCUGACUUUACAGACCAUGGCCCAACCUCGGCCGCAGCGUCAGAUAUCCUUCCUCCCACCACUAGCCCAAUACCUAUUCCAAUUCUACACUUCAGAAACCAUGCGACUUACAGUCCCGAGUGACUGUGCUAAAACUGAGAUAUGCCGCUUUCUCAUUCCAAUGUCGUUCCGCGAGCCCAGUCUACUCUACGCCAUCAUGGCGUUCGCAGCUGUUCAUAUGGAUGCAAUAGGAAAGUUACCGGGUGAUUCGCAGAGGCUGAUUGACAGCUUACACUGGGCGAGCAUCAGACAACUGAGGCAACUCCUGGAAGAUCCUGAUCCAGUCUCUCAGGUUGUGGCGCUGGCUACCACAAGAACCCUUUGCCAGGCACAGAUAUACGGUGGGACAUCCCUGUGGCGUGUCCAUCUCAACGGUGCAAGAGCUAUACUUGAGUCGACCCAUGAACGGAACAAAACCAUCAAGUAUUCUGAUCAACCCUUUCAUGUCGAUUUUCUAUCAAGCUGGUUCAACAAUGCACAGGCUUUGGCCGCCCUGAAUCCAAUCGGGCCGUUCGAAGAUCACGUUCGGUUGAGCUCUCAACCACAACUUGGGGCAUUCUUUGAUAUAUAUGGUGGCGUCAUGUCAGACCUCCCAGCUUUGUUCAGCCAAGUCGGGGCUCUAGUUCAAAGGAGCCGCAAACAAAAAUCAGGAGCGUCAGACAUCACCGAAAUUUCUGAUGUUGAUAUCGAACUGGAAGCGGAUAUUCUCACGCAAGAAAUCCAUUCAAGGCUGGCGAGAGAUAAGGCAGAGAAUAUCACCUUCAGUCAUCACAGUCUCUUGUCUCUUUCGGCAAACGAUAUCCAGAAUUAUGCUCUCAGUAAUGCUGGGUUUCUGUAUACAGCUCUUCUACGUAUAUACUACGGAGUGAGAUCACUCUCUCCCUAUUCAGUCGAGGUUCAGUUUUGCGUUAGCCAAAUCGUCAAUUGCGCCUACGGUAUGUCUUGUGAAACCGGACUUUCACCCAGAGUACUAUUGGUCGCUCCUCUAUUCGCCGCUGGGCUUUGUGCCUAUGGCCCUGCACGAAACAGCAUCAGAUCGUCCUUGGUGGAUAUAGGAAAAUGGAUGAAGACUCCUCAUCUAUCCAAAACAUUAGCUUUGCUGGACGAUAUUUGGGAGCGAUGUCACAGCGAAGGUGGUUUCAGCGAAAGUUGGGAAGGGUUUGAAACAGUCAAAGUCAAGCUCGACUUCCUCCCUUAUUAG
Fusarium sp. VM40 is the source of this 2448-nucleotide messenger RNA. The record is from the annotation of a GenBank genome assembly. Lineage: Eukaryota; Fungi; Ascomycota; Sordariomycetes; Hypocreales; Nectriaceae.